This is a messenger RNA of Umbelopsis ramanniana AG, 2432 nucleotides long. RefSeq lists its product as uncharacterized. The transcript has 7 exons. The record is from RefSeq and is a predicted model, not a curated record. NCBI's taxonomy places the organism in Eukaryota, Fungi, Mucoromycota, Umbelopsidomycetes, Umbelopsidales, Umbelopsidaceae. The coding region runs from base 37 to 2343 and encodes 768 amino acids.
CUCUCUCACCUUUGGAUUGGAAUCCAUAGAUCAAAAAUGAGCAAGCCCACAGCUUUAUUAAUGAACCGGUAUCUCUUGGUGCCAUUCUCUCUCGGACUGACUCAAUUAGCAAUGAAUAGGAGCGGUCUCCUAAAGGCUUUCUGCGCUGAACAUCGCUGGGCCACCGCUUUGCUUUUCGGCUUCGUCGGUUCCAUCGUAUCAGCUAUGGUUGGAUGGAAAUCCCUGCAAGCUCCUCUUCAAUUCAUCUACUCUUGCUUCUUAAAGCCUCUUGGUUAUCACGGUCAUAAUCAACAAGAUCGUCUUGAGUCGUUUUAUCAAGAUCAGGCUGAUGUUUACGAUGCCACUCGUGGAGGUUUGCUUCGUGGUCGCAAGACCAUGCUUAAGCUCUGUGCUGCACAACUCAAGCAACAAGCUUCACUUUUGAAAAAUGAAGAAGAUCUUGUUUGGAUCGAUAUUGGAGGCGGAACCGGCUGGAAUAUUGAGCGUAUGAAUUCGUACUAUCCUAUUGAGAAGUUUCACAAAGUUUACUUGGUCGACUUGACUCCUUCGCUAUGCCGCAUCGCUAGAGAACGCUUCCAACGUCGCGGAUGGACUAACGUUGUUGUAUUGUGUGAGGAUGCAGCCAAUUUUGACCUUCCUGGACUCCCUGAUAUGAACGGAAAGAUCGGUUUGAUUACCAUGUCAUAUUCUUUGUCCAUGAUUGAUAAUUUCUUCCCUGUUAUUGAUCGUAUUGAAAAACUCUUGUCCCCACACGGUAUUUUUGGUAUUGCCGACUUUUAUGUUUCCGGAAGAUCUCCAUCCCCUGCUGAGAAACUUUCCGGAAGCCAAAACCGACAAUGCUCAUGGUUUACACGUUUCUUCUGGCAAAUUUGGUUUGACUUUGACCAUAUCAACCUCGCUCCCGGUCGCCGUGAUUAUGUUGAAUACAAGUUUGGUACUCUUAAGUGUCUUAAUGCUCGCAACCACUUUGUUGUUCCCUACGUCGUUCAGAUUCCCUACUACAUUUGGCUCGGAUGCUCUCACUCCCGACCCAUUGAGGAAAUUCCGCUUGAAAUGGAUACGCCCGCUUCAUCUGGAUCAUCCGUCAUAGAAUCACCAACUGCAUCUGUCUCUGGUCAACAAACUGGAGCCGAACUUGAGAAGAGCCUUUCCGUUGUUUCACGAUCCUCAUCAUACAAAUACCAGUCCAACAAAUGGCGCUUGGCAUAUGACCCCUCUCUUGCUUGCCACACACAGUUCCGAUCAUACAUCUAUGCCUUUACAUGGGAAGAUCCUCGUGUGGAUUUGGAACAUCUCGAUCUGACCGAGUCAGACACAAUGUUUGUUAUUACCUCUGCAGGUGAUAACGCUUUAGAAUAUGCUAUCAAGGCCAAACCCCAACGCAUUCACUGUAUUGACAUGAAUCCUUGCCAGAACCAUUUACUUGAGUUGAAGCUUGCUGGAAUUACAUCACUAGAAUUUGAAGACUUCUGGAAGAUGUUUGGUGAUGGUCGACACCCUCAGUUCGAGACUCUUCUUCACGAUAUCAUCUCACCCCAUCUCAGUUCACAAGCUCUUCAAUACUGGUCGCAUAACUCCGAUCGCUUCUCACACAAGUUCUACAAGACUGGAUAUUCAGGUCUGGCGGUUACACUUGUCGAGUGGUGGAUCAAGAUGCAGGGAUUGCAACAAGAUGUCCAUAAUAUGUGCCAUGCUGAGACAAUCGAAGAGCAAAAGCGCAUUUGGGUCGAAAAGAUAAGGCCGGCCAUCUUUUCUCCUAUGAUCCGAAAGGUUUUGAACAACCCUAUGUUCAUGUGGAAUGCUUUGGGUGUGCCAAUGAACCAAAUGAACAUGUUCUUGAACGACGGAACAACCCAACAAUAUAUUGAAGAUACCCUUGAACCUAUUGCUUCUCGCUCUUUGUUCAGAAAUGAUCAAUACUUCUUCUACCUUUGCUUGAUGCAAAAGUAUGCUCGUGAAUCAUGCCCUUCAUACUUGACCAAAGAGGGAUUCAAGGUCUUGAAGGAAACUACUGCCACUGACGCAUUUAGACUACAUACCGACUCUAUUGUCAACGUUUUGCGGUCGUUACCCGAGAACUACCUGACAAGAAUGAUUGUCAUGGAUCAUAUGGAUUGGUUCUCACCAGAUGGAAAGGAUUUGGAGGAAGAGAUCAUUGAGAUGGCCAGAGCUACCCAGAAGAAUGGAAGAGUCUACUGGCGUAGUGCUGGAAAAUACCCCUGGUACAAUAAGAUCUUUGAAAAGCAUGGCUUUGACGUUAAGCCUGUAAGCAUUAGAGAGUCUGGUCACUCUAUUGAUAGAGUGAAUAUGUAUAGCAGUUUCUGGGUGGCAUAUAAACUUUAGUGGAUAUUCUUGUAAAAUAAUAGGAAAAUGAAUAGCAAUAAAAAAAAUACCAGUAUUGAAUUUAUUAAAAUUAAAUAAGCCAAUUUUCC